Molossus molossus (Pallas's mastiff bat) is the source of this 2168-nucleotide messenger RNA. RefSeq names its product spermatogenesis associated 2 like (gene SPATA2L). Gene Ontology annotation, cellular component: cytoplasm. The record is from RefSeq and is a predicted model, not a curated record. Lineage: Eukaryota; Metazoa; Chordata; Mammalia; Chiroptera; Molossidae. Bases 3 to 1265 code for a protein of 420 amino acids. The transcript is spliced from 2 exons.
GGAUGGGCAGCAGCUCGCUGUCCGAGGACUACCGCCUGUGCCUGGAGCGCGAGCUGCGGCGCGGCCGCGCGGGCGUGUGCGGGGACCCUUCGCUGCGCGCGGUGCUCUGGCAGAUCCUGGUGGAAGACUUCGACCUGCACGGGGCGCUGCAGGACGACGCGCUGGCGCUGCUCACGGACGGCCUGUGGGGCCGCGCCGACCUGGCCCCCGCGCUGCGCGGCCUGGCCCGCGCCUUCGAGCUGCUGGAGCUGGCGGCCGUGCACCUGUAUCUGCUGCCCUGGAGGAAGGAGUUCACCACCAUCAAGACGUUCUCGGGUGGCUACGUGCACGUGCUGAAGGGCACGCUGUCGGAGGACCUCCUCAUCCAGAGCUUCCAGAAGAUGGGCUAUGUGCCCAGGGACAACCACUGCCUCACGGUGACUGCCCUGCCUCCCGCCUGCCAGCUGGUGCAGGUGGCCCUGGGCUGCUUCGCCCUGCGGCUGGAGUGUGAGAUCCUGGGCGAGGUGUUGGAGCAGCUGGGCACCAGCGUGCUGCCAGCCGAGGAGCUCCUGCAGGCUCGGCGAGCCAGCGGGGACGUGGCCUCCUGCGUGGCGUGGCUGCAGCAGCGGCUGGCCCGGGAAGAAGAGCCUCCACCCCUGCCCCCCCGGGGCUCCCCAGCUGUGUUCCGGGCCCAGCUGGAUCUGUACCGGGACCUGCAGGAGGACGAGGGCUCGGAAGAGGCCAGUCUUUAUGGAGAGCACUCUCCAGGCCCAGGGUCGCCCUCCUUGGAGCUGGCCUACCAGCCUCUGCUCUGGGAGCAGAGUGCCAAACUGUGGGGUGCUGGGGGUGAGGCCUGGGAGCCCCUGGAGGAGGCUGAGGUGUCGCAACCAGCCAGCAGCCCGCCCUACAGGGCCUUGGGGGAACAAGAGCUGGAACCCGAGGACUUCUCCUUCCUUUCUCUGCACCGAGAGCUGCUGAGUCAGCCUGAGGACUUGGCUUCUCCCAAAGCCCCGGGGAGCCCCGGGCGGGCCAGCCCCCAGCACGGGCACAGGCCCAUUCCCGAGCCCCCUGGCUACCAGGCACACAGCUGCCUGGCCCCUGGUGCCCUGCCCACCCUCUGCUGUGACACCUGCCGCCAGCUGCACACCACCCACUGCGCCGUGCUGCCAGCCUGCCGUCUGGGCCACGAGCUCCGCGCGCUGCUCGGAGACACCCAGCAGCGCCUGUGGCUGCAGCGGGCGGCGGUGGACACCCUGCUCUACGACAGCCCUGGGGCCCGGCCGUAGGCCUACCCAGGCCGCGGUUAAGGGCUUCCGGAGUGUGCGGUGCUUCUCUGGCUCUCAUCCCUCCUCAGGCCUGGGCCGCUGCUGCCCUGGAGAGGGGUCCCAGGCACAGUGGGAACAGUGCGGAGAGCCCACAGGCAGGAGUGGGUCCUGCCUCCCAUGGCGGGCUCCUGCCUCACCCACCCCCACCCCCUUGCCCUCAGACCCAUGCCUGAACGUGCCGGACGAAGUCCAGCCUGUGCCCCUGUCAAGGCACCUGAGCCUGUCCCCAGGGCCCAGCGGCCACUCUGGAGCCCUGACCUGCUCCCUGCAGUUGCCACUUGAAGCACAUCGCCUCCCGCCAAGUGUCCAGAGGGACCUGGAGGUGACGCUGUGAGCUCAGUGUCUGCUGGGCCUCGUCUGGGGGCUCUGCCGAGAGCUAGGCUGACCUGGCUUUGGAGAUCUGGACCCUUGAUGUGGGUGUCGCAGGCUAGCACUGAGUACUGGCUGGACACUGGCUACGUGUGCCCCAGCCACAGCUGUGCGUGGAAACCAGGUCCACAGGUGGAGGAGGAGUGGUCGGAUCUCACACCAGAGAGGAGGGGCCCAGAGCUCUGGGGAACAGGCAGCAGCAGGCAGGUGCGGACGGAGCCUGGACUGGCUGUCAGUCCACCCCAGGACCAAUGGUAAAUAUCUGGCUGGGCAGACUCCCAAGGCCAAGGUGGGCAGGUGCAGCCCCUCUUCUGGGUCCUGGGAACCGCUAGCUCCCAGGCCUGGAGGGUGUCCACCAUCCGCAGCCGUGGGACCGUCCUGCCUGCCGGGCAACCUCCUCAGCCAGCACCUGCCCGGCACCCACCUCCCCUCCUUCCCAGCACUCAUCAUGUCACAGGACAGAAUCUCAAAUACAUUAAAGAACACUGAACCCAC